AUGGAACCCAGCGGCAUGCACAUCCCUGAAAAUGCGUUGUUGCAGCACGAAUAUAUGACCCCAAUUGGAUACUUCAAAUCAUCAAAAUGCGGUUACUGUGGGAAACGUGACAAGAUGGCGACUUCUAUGAGUCCUGCGUUCUACCAAACUCUCCUUGACAGAUAUUGGAGACGUUCAGGCACUCUCAUGUACCGACCCGAUCAACGUCGGUCAUGUUGCCCACACUACACUAUUCGUCUUGAUUCCAGCCAGUUCAAGCCAUCCAGAGAUCAACGGCAGACCGUCAACCGUUUCAAUAAGUAUGUCAUGGGAGAGGCUUACAUGAAAGAAGCGGCUCGCCUGUAUCCCAAGUCGCGUGAUGAGGCCAAGAAACGGGAUAACCAGUUUGAUCUCGUCGAACGAAUUCAUGAGGCUGAAGAGGCUAACUUGAAGAACCCUCCUGAGGCUGCUCAUAAACUCGUCGUGACUCUAGAGCAUGACGAUUGUACAGAUGAGAAGUUUGCUGUUUACCAGAACUAUCAGGCGGUAGUUCACAAGGAGUCUCCGGAUGAAAUUACCAAGAGCGGAUUUCGACGCUUCCUUUGUGACUCACCAUUGAGGAGAGAAACAAUGGUGACAUCCGAUGGGCGUAAACGUCGCCUAGGCUCCUAUCACCAAUGCUAUAGGCUAGAUGGUAAGCUAGUUGCCAUUGGAGUGCUUGAUCUUUUACCCGAGUGUAUAAGCUCAGUAUACUUUCUUUAUCAUGAAAGUAUUUACCAACAUGCGCCAGGGAAGCUUGGUGCACUGUAUGAGAUUGCCUUGUCUAUCGAGGAGGGCUAUGGCUGGUGGUACCCAGGCUAUUAUAUACACAGUUGCCCCAAGAUGUGGUACAAGAUUGAUUACUCACCUCAGUAUAUUCUUGAUCCUGUCUCAUUGACUUGGGACCCACUGGAUCGAACUGUGUUGGAUCUCCUCGACAAGAAGCCGUACGUGAGCCUUUCACUUGAAAAGGAGCAGGCCUCUCGCGAGAUCGAACAAAGUUCGGUGUCGCCUGCCAAGGAUACAAGCGAGAUUGACAAAGCGGAGGACAAAGGUUCCGACUCUGCAGCAUCGGAUGAAGAUGACAACAACUGGUUGUUUUCCACUGGGAUGCCAGGCAUACCUCCGAUAUCCACGGUCGCCGACUGGGAUAUGGAUCAUAUCGCUUUGAAGAUCUCCCCGAGAACUCCAUUAUAUGAGACCUGUAAUCUCGUCAGCUGGGAUGAACAGGGGGUCGAGGAAUAUCCAGGAAUGAAAGCUGGUGUUGCUGAGCUCAUCGCAGCAAUUGGCCCUGACUUGAUGGACCGGGUCUGCCUGGACUUUUCCCGGAGACGCUAG
This is a messenger RNA of Fusarium mangiferae, 1356 nucleotides long. RefSeq lists its product as uncharacterized. NCBI's taxonomy places the organism in Eukaryota, Fungi, Ascomycota, Sordariomycetes, Hypocreales, Nectriaceae. Gene Ontology annotation, molecular function: arginyl-tRNA--protein transferase activity. Gene Ontology annotation, cellular component: cytoplasm. The record is from RefSeq and is a predicted model, not a curated record. The transcript has 3 exons. Bases 1 to 1356 code for a protein of 451 amino acids. Gene Ontology annotation, biological process: protein arginylation.